AAAAAACCAAAAACACCCAUGUCCACUCACCCACGUGCACUGCUCUCCCCCACACCCCCCUUUUUCCUUUUCCCUUUUCUCUUCCCCACCGAAGCCUCAAAACCCCUCUCUUCUUCUUCGUUUUCUUCUCUAGCGGCGACAAACGGCAGAUUUUUUUCUCCCGUUCUUCUUCUCAAGCAGCCCUCGUUUUCUCCUCUCGCACCUCUUCUCCUCCUCCAGCAAGGGCAGAGCACUGUUUUCUCCUUUGCUUCCUCUUCUCUGCUUCUCGGCAGCACUGUUGGAGCUCCUCGGAGUUCGCCGGAGCUCGCCAAACCACCGGAAGAAGAGAGGAAACAAAACCCUAGUUGCUCUCUCCUUUUUCCCCACCAACAGCAGCAUUUUUUGCUGCAUUUUGUUUCCUCCAACAGCAGCCCUAGCUGCUGCCCUAUUCUUGGCAGUACCGUUGGAGUUCGCCGGAGCUCGCCGGAGCUAGUUGAGGUGGCCAACGACAAAGGGAAAGCAACCCUAGUUGCUGUCCUCAUUUCCAGCAGCCACACAAAACCCUUAGAAGAUCCGAGCUCGAGUGGAGCACGGUGACCUGCCGAUACUCGGAGAUUUUUGCUGUAUAUAAGGCAAUGCCACGAGCCCGUGGUCGCGGUUGGGGCAGUAGCCGUGCCCGUAGUCGCAGUCGUGGUUGCGACAGUGGUAGUGGUCGCGGUCGUGGUCGUGCAUGUCAGCGUGCCACUACUACUGAUCUUGGUUUGGAUGAGGCUCCUAUCUCCCCAUCUGAGUUGAUACCGGGAGCUCAGGUUGGUCCCAGUAUUGGAGUCGGUGGUCAGACUGAGGGACAACCUCAUCUUGUUGCAGCUCAGGUAGCCGUACCAGCCAUUCCUACAGCAUCGUUUAUUAUGGAAAAGGCCCGUAUUCCUUUGCUUGCUAGUUCAGCAAAGGAUCGUUUUACGCUGUUCCAUGGAGGCACCGAUCCUUGGGUGGCGCGUACAUGGUUGGAGGAUAUUGAGGGCACUUUUGGAUACAUGUCCUGUUCAGACACAGAGAAGGUAGAGCUAGCCGCUUAUCAUUUUCGAGGGCAAGCAUCCACAUGGUGGAAGAUGCAAAAGACAGUCUUUGGGGAUCAGAUUAUCUCUUGGCAGUCUUUUCGAGAGGCGUUCGAGAGACAGUAUUUUCCUGCAGCAUUUUGUGUUGCUCGACGCCAGGAAUUCAUGAGUCUCAAGCAGGGUGACCGAAGCGUGCUAGACUAUAGUGCAGAAUUUAGCAGACUUGCUGAGUUUUGCCCAUAUAUGGUUGCUCAGGACUCAGACCGUAUGUUUCACUUUACACAGGGACUGGCAGCAUAUAUUCGGAUCAGGAUGUCUGGAUUUCCUGUUACUACUUAUCGAGAGGCACUUGAUCGAGCCAUAUUUAUUGAGAUGACUCAGCAGCAAGUCUCUCAAGAAAGAGAAGCCAGCCGACAGACCUCGCAGAGCUCACACUCUAGACAGCAGAGUCGAGGUCGUCGAUCUCGUGGUCAGGAUACGACUAGAGAGUCUUCACGGUCACGAAAGGUGGCCAAAGUAUCACAUGGAUCUAGUCGCCCAGUUCCAUCACAGCGGGGCCAGAUAUCGGUGAAGUGUUUUCAAUGUGGUGCACCAAAUCACCUGGCAUCAGAAUGUCCACUGGAUAAGAGUAUAUGUUUUUAUUGUAAACUGCCAGGACAUAUGCAGAAAGAUUGCACUUUGAAGGCACAACAUCAGGCAGGAGGAUCACGGUCUCAGCAGGCUCGACCUACCUCACGACCUCCACGGUCUCGGCGUAGAAAGGCCCCAGAGAUCUCAGCAGCCUCAGCCACGAAAUCCCCCACCUACACAGUCUGCUCACCAGCCACAACUCUAUCAUUUGCAGUCCCAGUGGAGAGUGAGUAUCACUCAAGACCUCCACUUCAGCAGAUCUGCCAGCUCCAUCUCAGCAGAUUUGGUGGCUCCAUCUCAGCAGUAUUUGGUAGCUCCACCCCAGCAGACUGCUACCUCCACCCCCAACAGUAUCAGCCACAAUUAUCUUAUCAGCCUUCGACCCAGUCAUACCAGCCUUCGCAGGAUCAGAGUCAGCCCUCUUCUUCUAUCCAGAGGGGUCAACCAUCAGGUCUUGAGCCGGGACAUGUUUAUGCUUUGACUCGUGAGGAGGCACAGCGAGCUGGAGGAUCUGUUAUCCGAGGUAUUAUUUCUGUUUAUAGUAUUCCUGCGGAUAUAUUGAUAGAUACGGGUAGCUCGCAUUCCUUUAUUUCUCCUGAGUUUGUAUGCAAGAUUAGGAGGGUCCCAACUCUUCGACCUUAUGGAUUAUCAGUAUUGACACCAUCAGGUGGAGUAUUGAUGUCAGAUCAGGAGGUCAAGAGUUGUCCUUUAAAUUUCGAUAGCCAUAUCCUUACAGUGGAUCUCCAGGUGCUAGAGAUGACUGAAUUCGAUAUUAUUUUGGGUAUGGAUUGGCUGUCAGAGCAUCAUGCCACUGUCGAUUAUCGAGCCAAAGUGGUGACUUUUCAACCCUUAGAUCAAUCAUCAUGGGAAUUUAUUGGGAUCAAUGAUCGAGGGGUAUCUAUUAUCUCAGCUCUCCAGGCUCAGCAGUUGUUGGCUCGGGGAUGCAAGGGGUAUCUCUUGUCUUUAGUGAGUUCCAAUGUGGAUAGUUCUGUCCAGCUUUCUGAUGUCCACAUAAUACGUGAAUAUCCCGACGUAUUUCCUGAAGAACUUCCUGGCUUGCCACCUCGGCGACAGGUAGAGUUUGCCAUUGAGUUGCUUCUUAGCACAGCUUCAAUAUCGAAAGCUCCAUAUCGGAUGGCACCAAGAGAACUGGAGGAACUAAAGAUCCAGCUUCAGGAGUUGCUAGACAAGAGUUUUAUUCGUCCUAGUGUUUCUCCUUGGGGUGCUCCAGUGCUCUUUGUUAAGAAAAAAGAUGGAUCCUUGAGGCUCUGUAUUGAUUAUAGGCAGUUAAACUCUGUAACUAUCAAGAACAAGUAUCCUCUACCUAGAAUAGAUGAUUUGUUUGAUCAGCUUAAAGCUUUUAUGGAUCUGAUGAACCGGGUAUUCUUAGAAUAUUUAGACCGAUUUGUUAUUGUCUUUAUUGAUGACAUUCUGGUAUAUUCGCGAUCAGAAGAGGAGCACGAACAACAUCUCAGAAUAGUUUUAGAAACUUUACGGAAGGAACGCUUAUAUGCUAAGUUCAGUAAAUGUGCUUUUUGGCUGAGUUCUGUGGGAUUUCUAGGGCAUGUAAUCUCUAGCAAAGGGAUUUUAGUAGACCCCCAGAAGAUUGAAGCAGUUGACCGAUGGGAACAACCAAAGUCAGUGCAGGAAAUCCGUAGCUUUCUCGGAUUAGCUGGGUACUAUCGGAGAUUUGUGGAAGGAUUUUCUAGUAUUGCUGCACCUUUGACUCGAUUAACUAGAAAAGGAGUCAAGUUUACUUGGUCUGAGGCUUGUGAAGCAAGCUUCCAAGAGCUCAAGCAGAGAUUGGUGAGUGCUCCAGUAUUAGUUAUUCCCUCUGGAGAUGAUGGAUUCAUUCUUUACACGGAUGCAUCUAUUCAAGGAUUAGGGGCAGUUUUGAUGCAGUAUGAUAGAGUAGUAGCUUAUGCUUCUCGUCAGCUAAAAGAUCAUGAGAAAAAUUAUCCCAAAGAGUUAAACCUUCGACAGAGAAGGUGGAUGGAGUUUCUGAAAGACUAUGACUGCACUAUCAACUACCAUCCUGGAAAAGCUAAUGUAGUUGCAGAUGCAUUGAGCAGGAAGUCUAGAGGAGUAUUGGCAACUCACAGGGUGGCAGUUACAGAUCUAGUCAGACAGUUUUCAGAGUUAGAUUUAACUGAAGUAGGGCAAACACAGCGUGGUAUACUGGUCUCCUUGAUCGCACAGUCCCCAUUGGUGGAGCAGAUUAAGGAAAGUCAAAUGGAAGACCAGUAUCUUAGAUCUAUAGUUAGUGAGUUGAAGUUAGGCCCAGACGAGACACGUGAUAUGGAUGGAUCUCUUCUUCGAAGUAAGUUAUGCGUCCUGAGGUACAUCCUAUGA
Molecule: messenger RNA, 4016 nt
Organism: Zingiber officinale
Lineage: Eukaryota; Viridiplantae; Streptophyta; Magnoliopsida; Zingiberales; Zingiberaceae
Exons: 5
Coding region: 615-4016 (1133 amino acids)
Biological process (GO): proteolysis
Molecular function (GO): zinc ion binding; nucleic acid binding; aspartic-type endopeptidase activity
Source: RefSeq, a predicted model, not a curated record